This is a messenger RNA of Colletotrichum chrysophilum, 1017 nucleotides long. RefSeq lists its product as uncharacterized. Lineage: Eukaryota; Fungi; Ascomycota; Sordariomycetes; Glomerellales; Glomerellaceae. The record is from RefSeq and is a predicted model, not a curated record. The transcript has a single exon. Bases 1 to 1017 code for a protein of 338 amino acids.
AUGGCCACCUCUUCCCCGGCGGAGUCCGUCCAACUCAGUAGCGACAGUGACUCAUUGCGUCAAUUCGACGAAGACUUCUCCGACCCUCUGCGCCGCGCCCAAGUCAGGGUUCUACAUUACAAGAUUCUUCUGCCGCCCGUAAGCGAGAAGCGUGUCAAGAAGUUUCAGAGCCGGAAAGAGGCCGCUGCAAACAGUGUCGCAAUCACACAGGCACUUCUCGAUCUAUUCACGAGACUGCAGGUCUGGAAUUCCGUAUCCGAUGCUGGCGAUGAGAGCGGUAUCAAGCUCGUGACCAAGAUUGAGUCGUCCUACCAACCGCCUUCAGAAGAUGACUAUGUUCACGAAGGGGGACCUAUUUGGUUUUUUCGCAACGAUUUAAAGUAUCUUGGUCUCGAAGAGAGCUUGUUACUGUCUUCGGGACUGCUACCAGAGGUCUGCGUCAUCUCUCAUCUUCACGUGAAAACUGGCCAAUACCGCUUGCACCCCAGUUUAUUGGCGGUCCUGACCAAAUCCUUGCCCACUCUACGCCGACUUACGUUCAAACUUGAGAUGCCAACUCGUCGGCACAUGUUUCAGCGGAGAGAAAUCCGAUGCGCCCUCGCCAAUGCAAUGCGGGAUGCAUCUCUCGAUAAUCUUGAGGUUCUCGAAAUCCGACUUUACGACGCUGCGCCAACAGAUGAGAGAUCCAGCCUCGACGUGCUCACAAACUCUGAUGGACGAGACGAUUUGAGCAUGGCCAUCCGGGAUAUGCUCAAGCUUCCCAAACUACGAGAAGCGUCGUUUCUGGGCGGCUGGAUCGUUGCACCAUCGGCUUUUCAAACGGAUACCUCUUUUGGGCCGCGUCUGGAACGUUUAUCCUUUGAGACCAUCCCCGUCACCCCGGAUGGAAGGUGGCUAGUUACGGGCAACAUCGAGAAUGCGUGGGAAAAUAACGACAGGCCAUCAAGCGAAGAGAGCCUAGCAGCUCUCGACUCACAAGACUCCGACGCAACAGAUUACAUCCCCGACCACUCGUGA